AUGGCUGGUCACAACGAUCCUCGACUGCUUUAUUCAAUUCCGAACAUCAAAGCCUACCAUAUUCAGGAUGGCGAUGAGAGCUCCUUGACUCCUUCCGGUCCUCAGACACUCUCUCUUUUGAUGGUCCCUACUUCUUCUCCGUUUGCCGACCCCUCCACGAGCCAGCAAAAGGAAGCGCCCGAACAGGACUUCUACUUGCACCUCCACCUCCCUCCAGAACUCGAUCUGCCAUUACCUGCCACCACCCAGAUAUAUCAUCAACCUCCCAGCAGCUACCUCUUGCCCCGCUGGGACCUCGGUGCUGAAAGUGGUGCUUUCACUCGCAUAGAGUUUCCGAGCAUCGGACCCGGGAAAAAUCAGGUAACGCAGGACGAUAUCGACACCUUUGAAACUAUCUUGGCGCAAUGUACCGCUUUCCUAGAACGUUCAGGGGCGCUGCCGCAGGGCGAGCCUUUGCCAGCGUACAAUCCAGCCGACUACGCGCCCGGAGAAGGUUAUGCGGGCAGCCACACCUACGAGGGCCACGCUGGUCAAAUUGUUUUGAUAGACGAAGAAAAUGGAAGCGUGGUCGGGGAAUUGAGUGACGGGUUCAAAGUUGUCGAAGAUCCGAACCUCAAAGUCGGUUCAAAGAAUCCUGUGGAAAUUCAACUGCCGGCCGAAGGCAACGAGAUUGAUGUUCGCCCCGUCUCUGAAGAAUACCUAAAAUUGGCACGACACCCGGCUUACAAAGACUCCCUGAUCGUAUCAAACGCCGCCACCGCAUCUCGCCUUAUCGUCACAGGCUCCAGUUAUCUUUCUGGGAUUCUCACCUCUGGGGCAGAAUCAUUUACCAAAAAGGUGAAAUCUAACCCUCAGCCAAUGACCUUUACUCCCACUACGCAUGCGCGGGUUAGAAAGCUACACAACUUCUCGCAAGGCGCGGCCGGCCUCUCUGCAAAGACUAUCGGUCAAAUUGGCAAGUACGCGCAGAACUUUGGUGCUUCGAUGGCACGAAAGGGCGAAAAAGAGGCCAAGGAUACCAAACCUGGUAUGCUGAACAAAUCCAUGAUUGCAUUCUCGACUAUCAUGGACGGCGUGGACCAGGCUGGUCGCCAACUAUUAGCAUCUAGCUCUUCUGCUGCGACGACCGUGGUCGGCCAUCGCUAUGGCGAAGACGCACGUUCACUGGCAGCAGACAUCGCGGGUGGAGCAAAGAAUGUCGGUUUAGUAUAUAUUGAUGCCGCGGGUGUCUCGCGCCGUGCCGUAAUCAAGUCGGUUGCCAAGGGAAUGGUUGUGGGCAAAGUCCGCGGUGGCGGUGAGCUUAUCGUGGGUGGCGGAGAUGGCGGGGUCAUUCCCGCCGCUGAUCAGAAACGGGCUAUUGAAAGCGCUAGCAAUCAGGCUCCCCCUGGAUCAAAGACUGGCUAA
Molecule: messenger RNA, 1404 nt
Organism: Xylona heveae TC161
Lineage: Eukaryota; Fungi; Ascomycota; Xylonomycetes; Xylonales; Xylonaceae
Exons: 2
Coding region: 1-1404 (467 amino acids)
Biological process (GO): cell division
Cellular component (GO): plasma membrane
Source: RefSeq, a predicted model, not a curated record